Messenger RNA from Daktulosphaira vitifoliae (grape phylloxera), 2881 nucleotides. It is a transcript of the gene Hdc, whose product is annotated as histidine decarboxylase. Bases 102 to 2054 code for a protein of 650 amino acids. The record is from RefSeq and is a predicted model, not a curated record. Gene Ontology annotation, molecular function: histidine decarboxylase activity; pyridoxal phosphate binding. The transcript is spliced from 18 exons. NCBI's taxonomy places the organism in Eukaryota, Metazoa, Arthropoda, Insecta, Hemiptera, Phylloxeridae. Gene Ontology annotation, biological process: L-histidine catabolic process; histamine biosynthetic process.
UAAUACAUUCUUCUAUAUCGUAUGAUCCAAAGAAGUCCAUUCGUCAGAUUCUUGUAAAUCAACAACUUACGUUGGAAAAUAUUUUAUACUAUAAUUUACUGAUGGAUUUCGAUGAAUACAGAAAAAGAGGGAAAUUCAUGGUUGAUUAUAUUGCUGAGUAUCUUGAAACAAUUAGAGAACGUCAAGUUUACCCUAACGUACAGCCUGGUUAUUUAAGAAACCUUACACCAGAUAGUGCACCAGUCGAACCUGAAUGUUGGGAUCAAAUAAUGGAAGAUGUUGAGAACGUUAUUAUGCCCGGUAUCACACAUUGGCAGUCACCACACAUGCACGCCUACUUCCCAGCUUUAAAUUCGUUUCCUUCACUCUUAGGAGAUAUGCUUGCAGAUGCUAUAAACUGUUUAGGCUUUACAUGGGCUAGCAGCCCGGCUUGUACAGAAUUAGAAAUUGUAGUGAUGAAUUGGCUGGGUAAAAUGAUUGGUUUGCCGGAUGCAUUUUUGCAUCUUCACAACGAGAGUAAAGGUGGUGGCGUUAUCCAGACAACGUCUAGUGAAGCAACUUUUGUUUGUUUACUGGCAGCCAGAACACAAGCUAUACGCCGUAUACAAGAACUAGACCCUCAAUUAGAGGACGCCGUGAUUAAUAGUAGACUAGUGGCUUAUUGUUCAGACCAAGCACAUUCGUCUGUUGAAAAAGCUGGUCUCAUUGGAUUGGUAAAAAUGCGUUUCGUUGAAAGUGAUGACUCUCUAUCCUUAAGAGGCGAUCAGUUACAAGAUGCUAUAGCGGCCGACAAAAAACAAAAAUUAAUACCAUUUUUCGUUUGCGCAACUUUAGGUACAACUGGUGCUUGUGCAUUUGAUAACUUAGAAGAAUUGGGGCCCAUAUGUCAAGCCGAAGGCAUGUGGUUUCACAUUGACGCAGCUUAUGCUGGAACUGCUUUCAUAUGUCCAGAAUUUCGCCAUUGGUUAUCCGGCGUUACGUAUGCUGAUUCAAUAGCUUUUAAUCCCAGUAAAUGGAUGAUGGUCCACUUUGACUGUACAGCAAUGUGGGUGAAAAACAGCGAACAUCUUCACCGUACGUUCAAUGUUGACCCAUUAUAUUUACAACAUGAAAAUUCAGGUCUUGCUAUUGACUACAUGCAUUGGCAAAUACCAUUAAGCAAGCGAUUCAGAGCAUUGAAACUAUGGUUUGUAAUUCGUAGUUAUGGAAUAAAAGGACUUCAAAAACAUAUUCGUAAUGGAGUACAUUUAGCAAAAAAAUUUGAACUGAUGAUUGUUAAUGACUCCCGAUUUGAGAUACCAGCAGCCAGACAUUUAGGUUUAGUCGUUUUUCGGUUGCGUGGUGAAAAUCAUUUAACCGAAAGAUUGUUAAAACGUCUUAAUUCCAGAGGUCGAAUACACUGCGUACCAGCGUCUUUAAAAGGAAAGUAUGUAAUCCGCUUCACAGUGACUUCGCAGUACACCACUAUCUUAGACAUUACAAAAGACUGGUCUGAGAUUAAAGAGACAGCGACUGAAAUCAUUGAUGAACACAAUUCAAAUAAUAACGAUUUAUCUUAUAAUAAAACAAAAGUUUCUUUAGCUGAAAUACGUAAGUGGAAUAACAACUUUGGUGCUAGUUUAUUGCUAGCUAAUUCGCCCAUGUCUCCAAAAGUCGUUAAUGGCAGUUUUGCAGCUUUAUUUGAUGAUGGAGACGAUUGGUCAAGAAAACUUUUAAGAAGUGAAUUAAAGGAUAGUUCUUGUAAAUACACUACAAUAAGGAGAAGAAUUAGGGGCAUUCUCAUGUCUGGAAAACAGUUUUCUCUGGAUUCUCGAAUGGAUCUCGUUCAAGGAAUGGCUCCAACAUCAUCCAAAAAAUCAAAAGAUGUCAUACUAGAAUCUUCGGAAGACACUUUAGAUAUGUCAAACAAUAAAAAUGAAGAGAAUGGACUCCAAGAAAAAUGUGAUAAAUGUUCUGUAAUAAAAUCUAAUUUAUUAUGUCACGCACAACUUGAAUCAAAUCUCAGUCCUCUCAUAGAAACUGACAACAAUACUGAUUUAAUUAAAACUGUAUAAAUUAUUCAAUAAAUUCAACAAAACAGCAUUAGGAUAAAACAGCAUACAUAUUACCGAGUCUUGUCUAUAUAUUUUAUAGGAGAAUAAUAAUGGUGAACAGAAUAUGAAUCAUUCUACAGAAAUUAGUUCAAUAAUUUAAAUAAUAAAUUGUAGUUACUUAAUAAUCACUAUUUUAACAUGUUACAACUUAAUCAGUUAGAUAAAUUUCUUCAAAAUAAUGUUUUGAGCAUAAAUAAAAAUAACUCAAUAUGGUCAUGAUAAUUUUUUGACCAUGAACCGCACCCCAUUUAGAAAUACCAACUAAACCCUUAAUUUUGUACUAUAUUUGUCAUUCCUAUAGCAUAUUUUUAAAUGUAAAGACAUUUAGAAACAAACAAAAUAUACUUAUCAAAUUAAAUUUAUUUAUUUUGAAUGCAAUUUAAACUAGAGUUUUAUAAUAAGACUUUUUCUUUUUUUUGUUAAACAUUUAUUAACUAUACCAAAAUGCAUAGCAUAAUACUUGCAUCACUCACAAUGUUUAUGUUGUAAUUCAUUAUAUUUAGACAUUAUUUAUUUUUAAUUUACACAUAUUUAACUGUUUUUAAUCACAUUAUUAUACUCUACUUUACUUUAUAACCUAAAUUUUUUUUUGUUAAGCCAUAAAAGGUUUAAACAAUAUAUCUCAUAAUUUUAUUACACUUACCUCCUACAGCUAAAUAAUCAUCAAAUCCAUAAACUGAAGGAUUUUGUGCUAUAACCAGACACAAACAAAAAAAUUUGACAAAAUGUCCAAUUUGUUUUAAUUAUAAGUAGCAAAUAACAUUUAAUUUUUUUAUAUAUACAUCUUU